Messenger RNA from Cornus florida, 1398 nucleotides. RefSeq names its product protein DETOXIFICATION 53-like. Gene Ontology annotation, molecular function: antiporter activity; xenobiotic transmembrane transporter activity. Gene Ontology annotation, biological process: xenobiotic detoxification by transmembrane export across the plasma membrane. The coding region runs from base 4 to 1398 and encodes 464 amino acids. Lineage: Eukaryota; Viridiplantae; Streptophyta; Magnoliopsida; Cornales; Cornaceae. The transcript has a single exon. The record is from RefSeq and is a predicted model, not a curated record. Gene Ontology annotation, cellular component: membrane.
UUGAUGCAGGUAGCAGAGGAGUUGAUAGCAUUGGGGAAAAUAGCAUGCCCCAUAGUAAUAACAAGCCUGCUUUUCUACUCUAAAUCCAUCAUCUCUAUGCUCUUUCUGGGAUAUCUUGGGGACACUGAGUUAGCCGGGGGCUCACUCUCAAUUGGGUUUGCAAACAUCACAGGUUACUCUGUCCUCAAAGGUUUAGCCACAGGGAUGGAACCCAUCUGUUGCCAAGCUUAUGGAGCAAAGAAAUUUGCUAUUCUCAGCCAAACCUACAAAAAGACUCUCUAUCUCCUUUUUCUCACAACCAUUCCAAUCUCUCUACUGUGGCUAAACAUGGAGCCCAUUCUUCUAUGUUUAGGUCAGGAUCAAAACAUCACAUCAGUGGCCAAGCUCUACAUCACAUACUCCAUUCCUGACUUGCUAGCCCAAGCUCACCUACAUCCCUUAAGGAUUUUCUUAAGGACCCAAAAUUUAAAUAGAUCACUCACUAUUUCUUCAACUUGCGCAUUGAUUCUCCAUCUUCCAAUCAACUAUAUUCUUGUGGUAUAUAUGAAUUUGGGAGUGAGGGGAGUUGCACUGGCCUCAGCUUGGAACACUUUAAAUGUAAAUCUAGGUUUGCUACUUUACCUUGUUCUAUCAGAAAAGGCAUUAAAACCUUGGGAUCGGGUAGCAACUGACACAUGCUCUCAAGCCUGGCAGCCGCUGCUGUCCCUUGCAGGCCUUAGUGUAUUAUCAGUGUGCUUGGAAUGGUGGUGGUAUGAGAUAAUGUUGCUAUUGUGUGGUUUACUAAGCAACCCACAGGCAACUGUGGCUGCAAUGGGCAUCCUUAUGCAAACAACAAGCUUCCUAUAUGUGUUUCCUUCCUCUUUGAGCUCGAGCUUGUCCACCCGUGUUGGCCAUGAGUUGGGGGCUGAUCAGCCAGCAAGGGCUAAACAGACAACUACUAUUGGACUCACUGUGGCCAUCGCGUGGGGAUUUUUGGCGUUUGCUUUCACUAUUGCAGUGAGAGAUGCAUGGGGAAAACUCUAUACAUUUGAUCCACACAUUCUUGGUUUGACAUCGAUUGCUCUUCCAAUACUUGGGUUUUGUGAGUUAGGGAACUGUCCACAGACAGCUGCAUGUGGGGUCUUAACAGGAUCUGCCCAACCUAAGGUGGGUUGUUAUAUAAAUUUUGGGGCCUUUUACCUUAUUGGUUUGCCAGUUGCAGUUCUUCUGAGCUUCAAAUUUGAAAUGGGUUUCAUGGGGAUGUGGUUAGGGCUUGCCGCAGCACAAAUGUCAUGUAUGUGCAUGAUGGUGUGCGCUUUGGUUCGCACAGACUGGCAACACGAAGCUAAGAGGGCCAAGGAGCUGACCCAUGACACGGAAGAACACAAGAACGAUUUGGAAGUCAAUCUCCUAAGCUGA